GUCGCAGUUUAUUUAGACACACAGUGGGAAAAAACGUUUUCAAAUUAUGGUAAAAGGCGCGCGUUGCUGCCUUUACGCAGUCAUCUUCUAUGUAACAAUCGACUAUUAUUUUUCCGAAACCGAUGCCUACAAAAAUAAAAUAAAAAACUUUGUUUAUAACAGUAAUGGGUUGGGGACAUAUAGUUUCGAGUUUGAAAAUUUAGAUGGUACGUUUAGAAAAGAAGAUGGGGGAAUUGCUGCAAAUACCAAAGGUGUUGUUGGUUUUGUUGUACGUGGCGUAUAUGGUUUUAUAGACCCUGAAGGACGUCAUCACUCAGUGCAGUACAUAGCUGACGAGGAUGGCUACCAACCAAAAAUGGACGAUGACGACAUAAGAUAUAAUGACAGACGAAUAAUUUAAAAUGCCUAUAUCAUAAAAUAAACGACUAAG
Molecule: messenger RNA, 430 nt
Organism: Melitaea cinxia (Glanville fritillary)
Lineage: Eukaryota; Metazoa; Arthropoda; Insecta; Lepidoptera; Nymphalidae
Product: endocuticle structural protein SgAbd-6-like
Exons: 3
Coding region: 47-400 (117 amino acids)
Cellular component (GO): chitin-based extracellular matrix
Molecular function (GO): structural constituent of chitin-based larval cuticle
Source: RefSeq, a predicted model, not a curated record